GCCAUGACACGAAGGAACCAGAGACUGCGAGUUAUGAGAGGCUUGUAUUCAGAAAUGCCUCUGAUUAUCAUUACAUGAAGAUCUCACUAUUGGAGCAGCCUUACCGUUUGAUGUUUUAAAAUUUGAAGAGAACACCUUAUCUGCAGUGCUGAGAGUAUACAGCAGGUCACACCAUUUCUUUUAGCUUUGUCUGGUAACAGCAGAGAACUAAAGCUUGACUAAACUGCAUGCGAGUUCAAGAGACCCCGCCAUGACCUUUACUUGUAAAGGACUGAACUUUAGAAGUUUAUAUUGCCUCUCGCAGAGGCUUCACCCAGCACAGCUCAGAGUUUCCAGAGACACAUUACAGUUACAGAACCUUCACCAGAGACACAUCCAUGUUGGGGACAGAGCCGAACUUACCAAGGCUUUUACAAAGAGUGAUAUUACAGCAUUCUCUGAGUUAACCGGCGAUGCAAACCCGCUUCACCUGGAUGAUGAUUUUGCCAGAACAACUCAGUUUGGCAGGCCGAUUGUGCAGGGUGUGCUGAUCAAUGGACUGAUCUCUGCGGUUCUGGGUACUCAAAUGCCUGGGCCUGGAAGCAUCUUCCUCUCUCAGGAAAUCCGCUUCCCAGCACCCCUGUACCCUGGGGAGGCAGUGCUAGCAACAGCGGAGGUCACACAUAUCAGGAGAUCCUUCGCCUGGAUUUCUGUUUCAUGUUCAGUAAAAGACAAAAUUGUUAUGGAAGGAGUGGUAAAGGUAAUGGUGCCGGGUGUUAAACAGAGUUAGACAGAAGCUAGCAAUGAAGUCAGACUGAAGGCAAUCUGAACGCAGUGAUCCUUCACAACACCUGGCAAUCUGAACGCAAUGAUCCUUCACAACAUCUGCAGUCUGAACAAAGGUAGUAACAAGCAGCAAAAUAGCAACACUUAAUUAUAUUCCAAAUUAGUUUUUUAAAUAACAUUGACGGUUUUAUUUUCCUUGCACAAAAAGAAUGAAUUUUGAUCAUUCAAUAUGAACUGUAUUUGUAAGAUAAGUACCAGUACCGUUGGAGUGAUGGUGGCUGUGAAUUUUGCCCUAGAUUAGUUUUCAUAGAAAAUGUAAUACUAUAAGAAAAUUACAAUUCUUUGACAAACAAUUUACCUAGAAGCCAAUUAAGACAUUAAGAAAAUCUGCUAGUGAAAAAGUUUGUCAACAGAUUUUAUCAAGAUUCUUCUGGUAUUACUACAGCUUGCCUGUGCUUACACUUGCUGAACGUUGAGUGGAAAAUGUGUUCAACUUAAUGAUGUGUCCAAUAAUAAAACAAUAAGUAGAAUUUCAAUUGGAAAUCAUGUGGAUUGUAUUAUUUUAUACAAACACUGUUAUCAGUCCAGCACGUCCUAGGAAAGAUAACAGUCUUUUCAGGAUUUCUUAUCAAUGGAAAUGUGUUAGAAGUUGUGCAAUUUACUGAAUGCAUGAACAUGGUGAAUAAUGAAUUGGGUGCAUGUGGAUUGCUGUUCUCUAUAGCAUCUAAAGUAGCAAUCACAAAUCCAAGCAGCUGUUUCUUCACUCGUUUCACUUGGAAUGGUAAAUUAUCCUGAUCCACACCAGUGACCCUCCCGAUUGUCCGCACCUGAUUUCUGUGGAGAUCGCAAUCUGAAUUAUCGGUUUGUGCAGCGCUGUUGAAGAGGAACUGCCUGUCCGUGCAUUAAUGAGUCUGCAGAAUACAUGGUCACGUUAUGAGCUUCUCCUCCAACAUGCUGUACCUGUUUUUUCACAGUACUGACAUUUGUAAUGUGGUGAUCAUGUUCCUGGAAGGGAUUUGUACAGUAAGUUACUUGUGUACCCUGCUGUUGAAUGGGCACAUGGGAGCAAGGCGAUAAUUAAAUGAUGCCUAUUCAACUGGCACUGUGAGCUGCUUCAAUUUCCCCUGAGUUUGUAAAAAUGUGUAAUCUGGAUUAAAAU
This is a messenger RNA of Polyodon spathula (Mississippi paddlefish), 1924 nucleotides long. It is a transcript of the gene rpp14, whose product is annotated as ribonuclease P/MRP 14 subunit. NCBI's taxonomy places the organism in Eukaryota, Metazoa, Chordata, Actinopteri, Acipenseriformes, Polyodontidae. The record is from RefSeq and is a predicted model, not a curated record. Gene Ontology annotation, biological process: tRNA 5'-leader removal. Gene Ontology annotation, cellular component: ribonuclease P complex. The transcript has 3 exons. The coding region runs from base 251 to 769 and encodes 172 amino acids.